Messenger RNA from Ostreococcus tauri, 510 nucleotides. Its product is annotated as Ankyrin repeat. Bases 1 to 510 code for a protein of 169 amino acids. The record is from RefSeq and is a predicted model, not a curated record. The transcript has 2 exons. Lineage: Eukaryota; Viridiplantae; Chlorophyta; Mamiellophyceae; Mamiellales; Bathycoccaceae. Gene Ontology annotation, molecular function: protein binding.
AUGCCGUUCGAUCUCGUCACGGGGAGAUUCAUCCCGGAGAAGUCCAACAUUUGGCGCGAUUGCGUCGAUGGGUACUACGAUUGGGUGCGCGAACACAUUCACGAGGGGGCGCCGAUCAACGAGUGCGAUCACUGCGGCGAUCCCCCGCUCGUGCUCGCGGCGGGGAACGGGCACACCAAGGUGGUGGAGCUGCUUCUGAGCGAGGGCGCGGACAUUCAGCAAUCCGGGAUGAUGAAGGACUGCGCGCUUCAGCGCGCGGCGCACAAUGGACACUAUCACACGGUGCAGUACUUACUCGAGCAAGGCGCGGACGUGGACGCGCUCGAUCUGGGCGAUAACACGGCGCUGCACUGGGCGGCGAUGCGCGGACACGUGGAAAUCGUCAAUCUCUUAUUGCAAAGUGGCGCGGACAAGAACAUUAAGAAUCAACAAGAAAACUUGCCCAUCGAUCUGUGUAAGGCGGUCUGGAGUAACUCGCACAAGUAUGUCCGCGAACUUCUCGCGCACUGA